GGAUGAGUCCUAGGUUUUCAAACAGAGCCCAAGUCUACUUAGAGAGAAAGUCAUUAUACUUUGCAUUGAUGAUUAGAACUUGGAUAAAGACUUCAUCAACUUUGUCCAACUCUUUCUUGACCUAGGAAAAUUCCACAUCCACAAGAGGAAAUGGCAAAAAAAAAAAAAAAAAAUCCCUCACUUCAGCAAAGAACUUGAAUUCUACACAACCACAAAACCCAAAUGCAAUAAAAUUAUUUGUGUUCUUGACAAACUUUUCUAUGUAAGACAUGUUAUUUUACUUUUUAUUUUAUAUCUAUAUUUAUUCAUUGUUUUAUUCACUAAUCCCCUGGAGAGACAUUUUUGUUGUGACUGUUGAUGGAAUAAAAAAUAAAAACAACCAUGAAGUGGGAGGAGCGCGCGCGCACACACACAGAGGCGCGCACAGGCCGCCAGGGCCGCAGAUGAAGCAUGACGGAGCAGAGCGAGACAAAGCAAGGUGACCCGGUCCAGCGUGUCAUGCUCCGUCAGCCCUUCCUGAUCGGCGUGGCGGGCGGCACAGCCAGCGGCAAGUCAUCGGUGUGCAACAAAAUCAUGGAACUUCUGGGUCAGAACGAGAUCGACCAUCACCAGCGGCAGGUGGCCAUCCUCAGCCAGGACAGCUUCUACAAGGCUCUGACCCCCGAGCAGAAGGCCAAGGCACUAAAGGGCCAGUUCAACUUUGACCAUCCAGAUGCUUUUGACAAUGACCUGAUAAUCGCCACCCUUUGGGACAUCAAGGAAGGGAAAACGGUCCAUAUCCCGGUUUAUGACUUUGUCUCCCAUUCCAGGAAGAAAGAGACGGUGACGGUUUAUCCUGCAGACGUGGUUCUGUUUGAAGGCAUCCUGAUGUUCUACUCUCAGGAGAUCCGAGACCUUUUCCAGAUGAAGCUGUUUGUGGAUACGGACGCAGACACGCGCCUGUCACGCAGAGUGCUGAGGGACAUCAGAGAACGGGGCCGGGACCUGGAGAGCGUCCUGGCUCAGUACAUCAACUUUGUGAAGCCUGCCUUUGAGGAGUUCUGCCUGCCGACCAAGAAGUACGCAGACGUGAUAAUACCAAGAGGAGUGGAUAACACUGUCGCCAUAAACCUGAUCGUCCAGCACAUCCAGGACAUCCUGAACGGCGGCCUGACCAAACAAUUCAACAGCUGGAUCAGCAGCUAUAAGUUCAUGAAGCCGCAGCAGCCCAGCGUGGAGCCGAGCAGUUGACCCCACUGACCCGAGGGAAACACAGCGUCGCAGUGCUCCUCUCCCUACAUCGUUACCUAGAAACCGUAAAAGUCUGAUUCUGCUCAGACUGCAGAGAUCUGGUCAAUCAGGGAUCUGGAUUCAAGCUUC
Molecule: messenger RNA, 1359 nt
Organism: Cyprinodon variegatus (sheepshead minnow)
Lineage: Eukaryota; Metazoa; Chordata; Actinopteri; Cyprinodontiformes; Cyprinodontidae
Gene: uck2a
Product: uridine-cytidine kinase 2-A-like
Exons: 7
Coding region: 451-1230 (259 amino acids)
Cellular component (GO): cytoplasm; cytosol
Molecular function (GO): kinase activity; ATP binding
Source: RefSeq, a predicted model, not a curated record